AUGGUGGAGAAGGUUUACUCUUUCAAGCAAGUGACUGAGGAGGUGUUGGAAAGUCUGGUUGGGUGUCACAAGAUUGGGACGCACAGCGGGACACACCAUUUGGACGAAGUUUGUUCUGUGGUGUUGUUGACGCUGUUACCCAGGUUUGCAUCAAGUGUGGUAAUUCGUCACCGGGACGACGCCAUUCUUGACAAGUGUGAUAUUGUGGUGGAUGUGGGCGGGAUAUACGACCCGGUCAAGAACCGUUUUGAUCAUCACCAGAAGGAGUUUGGGGAGUAUUGGAGUGAGACCCAGACCGCGACGCGCCUGAGUUCGGCAGGCCUGGUGUGGAAACACUUCGGAAAGGAGGUUCUCGUCCAGCUUUUGGGUGACGCCAAGUCCGUGGACGCCAAGUCCGUGGACGAGAGUAAGUUGGGGCAGUUGCAGCAGGUAACAUACGACCUGGUUUUCGAGAGUGUGGACGCGGGAGACAAUGGCGUGAGGUCUUGCACCUGUACUCCAGAUCGCAUCAAAUACACAGGCAGCCUGCCGGGGCUUGCGGGCUUGGUUGGCUCGUUCAAUGCCUCUUGGAUUGAGGCGCAUAACGAGUCCGAAGGGUUUAAGAACGCCUGUGCCGAGGCUCAGCAGCACCUGCUUCCCAUCAUCACGCAGAUAGCCAGCCAGUGGUUCGCAGCGCUGGAUCACUUCAGCCAAGCUGAGCGUUUGUUGCUAGGAGGAGACAAGUGUGUGCUACUUUUAACUAAGUAUGUAAGGUUCUCGAAGUUCCUGCCGUACAUGAAGCCGCACCUUAAGAACUCGGCACCCGUCGUAGGCUGUGUUUGGGAAGAAUUCGGAGUCUGGUGCUACUCCUACACGCCGGAACCGUGGAAGGUCGUGCACCACUCUGAAGGCUCCAGACCCUGCAAGACGCGAGAUCAAGCGGUCGAGGAUUUGAAGAACCUCACACUUCACAACAAGUGCGGCGCCGCACUCCUCUCAAAAGAUGCACCUCCCCCAAGCGACUGUCCCUCCUAA
Messenger RNA from Gregarina niphandrodes, 1014 nucleotides. RefSeq names its product family UPF0160 protein. Bases 1 to 1014 code for a protein of 337 amino acids. Gene Ontology annotation, cellular component: nucleus; cytoplasm. The transcript has a single exon. The record is from RefSeq and is a predicted model, not a curated record. NCBI's taxonomy places the organism in Eukaryota, Apicomplexa, Conoidasida, Eugregarinorida, Gregarinidae.